AUGGCGACCGACUGCACCCUCAAGGGCAACGCGGACCUCUACGGCUUCGGAGUCCGGCUCGGCGUCUACGGCCAGUGGAUUGCGACGCUGCUCACGACCGUCUUCGAUCCGGUCAACGAGGCUCCCUUUCGGCUCCUCAACCUCAUCAUCCAGGCGUCCAUCUUUGUCGGGCUCUGCAACGAGUCCCGCAUGCGGCCGCGCGCCGACCUCACGGCCAGCGGCGAGGCCAACGCCGUCGGCGCCGUCGUCGUCCAGUUCCUGCUCUGCGGUUCGCUCUCGAGCGUGACGGGCGACGGCAUCAGCCACUUUGACCACAUCUCGGGCAUCCUACGCCUCGUCCUCCACCUCGCCCUCUCGGCCUACGGCGUGUGGUUCUGGUUUCGCGGCGUCGACGUCAUGACGGUUCCGGCGUGCGUCGACGGCGAGGUCGCCUUCUUCGGCCCCUCCUCCCUCACCGGCUGGUUCCGUUGGCUGGGCAAGACCUUGUCCGUCGGCGGCGUCGUCGCCUGCGUCGGUCUCGCCGCCUUCAGCGUCCACCGGCUGAUCCGCCGCUUCGGCAGCGGCAUCCGCGCCGGCUUCCGACGUCCGACCGGGCGCCGGCCCCAGGUCGAGGUGUCUCUCCUGCUGCUCUCCAUGGGGCUGAUUGCCCUGUCCAUCAGCACCGUCGAGUAUCUCAUCGCGACCAACGACAUUCAGGGCGUCGGCAAGAGCGACAUUGGCAGCGUCGCCCAGCUGAUCCCCCUCCUCGCCGGCGCCGUCGCCUGUUUCCUGUCGCUCUGGAAGCUGCUGGCGCGCGGGCUGCUCUGGAGGAAGAGGUGCUGGCUUCUGCUUGGACGGCACCUGUAG
Drechmeria coniospora is the source of this 846-nucleotide messenger RNA. RefSeq lists its product as uncharacterized. NCBI's taxonomy places the organism in Eukaryota, Fungi, Ascomycota, Sordariomycetes, Hypocreales, Ophiocordycipitaceae. The record is from RefSeq and is a predicted model, not a curated record. The transcript has a single exon. The coding region runs from base 1 to 846 and encodes 281 amino acids.